AAGUAUACAUUUGAUAGAUAUGCAGGAGGAGAUAACAGAUAUGAAGAGGAUAGAUAUAGAGAUGAGGAUGAUGGUAUAGCUAUGCCAUUGGAUCAAGAUGAAAGGGGGGAUGCACACAAAUAUGAUGAUAUUUAUCAUGGAGAUGAACGUCCUAAUGUGCAAAUAUUUGGAAAUACAUCGCUGGACAGAUAUAGCAAUCCAGUACUUGAUACAGCAGUUGACAGAUUUGAUGACAGAGAUCGAGAUAGGUUUGGUGAUCAGCUAAUGUAUUCACAACUAGACAGAUAUGGGAAUGAGGAAGAAGCACAGCCUUUAGAUGUUAGACCAGAAAGAGAUGAAGAUAGGUUCAAGGAUCGUUCUGUGGAUAGAGAUUGGUAUAAUGAUCAAAUUCCCGCACCAGAUAUAAUUGAAGAUAGAUAUGUGGACCAAUCUGUAGACAGAUGUGGUGACACAUAUGAGGAUCGUUUUGGAGAUGUGACGGAAGACAGAUAUGAAGAAAGAAAUGUGAAUGACUUUGUGAAUGUUCCACUGGAAAGUAGAGACAGACGUGAGGAUAUGGCUUCAGGUAUAAUGCAUGAUAGAUAUGGUCAUGAAGAUGAUGGCAGAUGCGAUGAUCAGGGUUUAGAUGUAGCAGAAAUUAGAUACAGGGAUAGAAAUAGUAUCGCAUAUGAUGAUAUAGCUUCAGAUGUAUCGGAAGAUGUGCUCAAGGAUAGAGAAAGUGACAGAUAUGAAGAUGAGGUUGCAGGUGUAUUGAAAGACAGAUAUGAGAACAGAGACACAGGGUCAGAGGAUCAGGGUCUAGAGUCACCAAAAGACAUAUAUGAGGAUAGAGAUAGAGGCAGGUACGAGGAUCAUAGUCUGGAGUCACCAAAAGACAUAUAUGAGGAUAGAGAUAGCGACAGGUAUGAGGAUCAGAGUCUGGUUUCACCACUAGACGUAUAUGAGGAUAGAGAUAGAGGCAGGUACGAGGAUCAGAGUCUGGAGUCACCAAAAGACAUAUAUGAGGAUAGAGAUAGAGGCACGUAUGAGGAUCAGAGGCUGGAAUCAUCAAAAGACGUAUAUGAAGAUAGAGAUAGAGGCAGGUACAGGUACAAGGCUCGGGAUGUACAAAAAAACAGAUACGAGGAUAGAUAUCCAAAUGAAGUUCAGGCGGCUAGAAAUCUAGACACGUUUGAAGAUCAUAGUUCAGAUAUGAUAGACGACAGAGAUGCAGACAAAUAUGAUAACCAAACUGCCAAUGUUAUAGAAGGUAGAUAUGAGGAUAGAAACAGAGAUGCAUGUGAGGAUCAGAGUCCAGAUGUGAGAGAACACAGAGACAGAAGUAGAAACAGGUAUGAGGAUCAACCUGAAGAUAUAAUACAAGACAGAUAUGGGACUACAGAAAGAGCAGAGUCUCAAAAUGAUGAAUAUAUUGAUCACCCUCGGGAUAUGCCACUGGACAGAUAUCAAGACAGUGAGAGAUUCAAAGAUCAACCUAGUGGAGGAAAUACUAAUAGAGGUAGAAAUAGAUAUAGAGAAAACAGAGAUGGUGUACAAAGAUACAAGGGUGGAGACAGAUAUGAGGAUCAGCCUGGAAGUAUGCCUCUUGAUAAGUAUGAAGAUGCAGAUAGACAAGGGCAAAGGUACAGAGAUAGAAGUGGAGAAAGACCUAUUACAAGUAGUAGGGAUCACUAUGAAUCUAGAAGACAAAGUAGAUAUGAAAACAAAGCCUCAAGUAAAAGUAAAGAGAGAGCAGAAUAUAGUGGUAGUGAUGUACCAACAGACAGAUCAAAAGGAAGAAAUAAACACAGAGGCAGUUUUAUAUCUGAAAGCAGCAGAAACAGAGAUGGAUACAUGUCAAAUUUCAUAAGCAGUAUUUUAGGCUGUGCUAAUCAAUUUAACUACAUUUUAUCUUGUCAGCAACUGGAAACUGAUAACCAUGAUGAUUCAUCUAGGAAUGCUGAUCCAGACGUUUCAGCUGAAAAAGAUGUGAUGGCUGAUUUGUAUGAUAUAUUUUACUGUUCUCUAUGUGAGCAUUUUUCUGAUGAUGUAUCCGCUGCUGAAGCACAUUUCAAGACUGACAGUCAUAUAAGAAAUUAUAAGUCAUACUUGGAAGCUGCAUGCCAGGAAGAAUUAAAAAAACGAAGAGAACAGGCGGAGCAACAAAACGCUGAGGCAAGAAAAUCUCAGUUGAAUGCAGAUUUAGCAGCACAAGCUAAUACUAAUAUGAAAUAUCCAGGUCGUCGUGUAGUGACAUCCACUGCUAAAGGGGGAAUUAAACUGACACUUUUAAGAAAAGGUAAAAAUGCUGGUUAUUCCAAAGGUGAUCACCACCAUUCAGAGUCAACAGUUUCAAGUACCACUGCUGUGGACCAUAGUAAGUCUGAAUCGUCAUCUGCUAAUGAUGCCAACAAAUUCUUCAGUAAACUGAGCGAAGAUGAAGAUGGCAAAUGGCUCUUUAAAAACGCCUAAAUCUCUGUCAAGAUUUAUGACAACUUAUUAUAUAAUUAGCAUUCUUCAAAACAUGGGACACAUUGUCUUAUGAGUACAAGCCUCACUGAAGUCAGCAUUAAUGGUGAUCAGAUAAUCAUACAUUCCACAGUCACUAUAUGCAUUAUAUACUGC
Messenger RNA from Saccoglossus kowalevskii, 2604 nucleotides. RefSeq lists its product as uncharacterized. The record is from RefSeq and is a predicted model, not a curated record. Lineage: Eukaryota; Metazoa; Hemichordata; Enteropneusta; Harrimaniidae.